This is a messenger RNA of Colletotrichum phormii, 689 nucleotides long. RefSeq lists its product as uncharacterized. NCBI's taxonomy places the organism in Eukaryota, Fungi, Ascomycota, Sordariomycetes, Glomerellales, Glomerellaceae. The record is from RefSeq and is a predicted model, not a curated record. Gene Ontology annotation, cellular component: EMC complex. The transcript has 3 exons. Bases 104 to 655 code for a protein of 183 amino acids. Gene Ontology annotation, biological process: protein folding in endoplasmic reticulum.
AGCGCGAAUUCGUUGCCAGCUUUCGUCUCAUCACCUGCAUCUGAGUUCCCUAAGCUUCCGACCGCGCGCUCAACUAACGAGACCCGACACAAGUACUCCGAUCAUGGCUUUGGUCAAUGGCGAUGUCCCGCGAUGGGUCGCAGACCUCCAGUCUCCCCCAGCUGCUAAGUCCAAGGUCCCCGGCAUCUCCGACCCUCCAGGCUACCCGUCGCAAACCUCAUACAGCUCCAAGAAGGACCAGAAGGCUAUCCAGCCGCGCAAGCAACAGACACCCGAGGAGAUGGAUACUCUGAAAGUCAAGAAGGCGUGGGAGGUGGCGCUCGCACCCGUCAAGAACCUGCCAAUGACGGCCAUCAUGAUGUACAUGUCCGGCAAUUCGCUCCAGAUCUUCAGCAUUAUGAUGGUGUUUAUGGCUUUCAAGAACCCCCUGAUGGGUCUCACUGCGGUCAAUCAGGCAUUUGAGAGGUUCGAAUCGGAAACGAACAAGGCCAAGAUGUUGCAGGUCAAGUUGGCAUACGUUGCUAUGCAAUUCGUGGCCCUGGCCCUGGCGGUUUGGAAGGUCAACUCAAUGGGAUUGUUGCCGACAACGAGAUCAGAUUGGUUGGCUUGGGAAGCUCGAAGAGAGGCUCUGGAGUCCUCCGUCCCCGCUUUAUAGACGACAAAAUGAUAUCCAGCACCACAUUCCCGCA